AUGAAAUUAAUCGAUAAUUUAACAAUCGAGAGACGCGUUACACUCGAUGACCCGAUCGACGUGCAAUUACACGGUUUCUGCGACGCGAGUCAAUCUGGUGACGGCGGCUGUUUCUAUGUAAGAUCGCGAGAUAAAUUCGGUAAUACGCGCGUACGUCUACUUUGCGCUAAAAGUCGCGUGGCUCCUCUUAAGGACACCACCAUACCACGUUUAGAAUUAUGCGGAGCAUUGACACUCGCGCGAUUAUAUAGAGAAGUCCGGACCGCCGACGGAUUAAAACCCGACAAGAUAACGUUCUGGUCCGAUUCGAUGAUUAUAUUAGGUUGGCUGAAAAGAGACUCCGGUACGUUGAAAAUAUACACGGCAAAUCGCGUGCGCGAAAUACAAGAAAUCUGUGAAGGUAUCACAUGGCGACAUGUGCGAUCCGAAGACAACCCAGAGGACGCUUUAUCUAGGGGACAACUCCCACGCGAUUUCCUGAAGAACAAGGUAUGGUUUCACGGACCAUCUUGGCUCGAGCGACCGGAGGCCGAGUGGCCAGUCCCGACUGAAAGAGAAAUUCUCGAAUUGCCGGACGUAAAGAGACUAUCGGUACUAACGACGCGAAUUGAAUCAGGAAGCAUAUUUCAGCGAUUCUCUAGUUACACGCGAUUAUUAAAAAUUGUAGCCCAAUGCCGACGAUGGCUUAAAACUAACUCAUAUAAGGGAGAAUUGUCUACCGCAGAAAUAACAGAAACGGAACGACGCGUUUUAAAAUUCGUGCAAGACGAACAAUUUCACGCCGAAAGAGAAAGGCUGAAGACAGCGGGGGGAGUCAAGAGCACAAAGCUCGCCGUGUUAAAUCCGAUCCUUGACAAAGAAGGUUUAAUUCGAGUGGGGGGUCGACUUCGAAACGCAAAUUUAAGUUUCCACGAGAAAUGUCCGAUAUUAUUGCCCUCACAUCACCACGUCACCGAUCUCAUUAUCCGAAGGCUCCAUGAACAAAACUUUCACGCCGGUAUACAGACUACCCCCUAUGCCCUUCGACAACGUUUUUGGCUCCUCGACGGCAAGAAUCAGGUGCGAAGAAUCGUACGUCAUUGCGUACGUUGCAUCCGAUUCCGUGCGUCCGGCAUCCAGUAUAAAAUGGGAGAUUUACCAAGCUCACGAGUGCAGGAAGCCACUGCAUUCUCCCAUGUCGGAGUAGAUUUCUUUGGCCCAAUUUACGCGAAAGAAAAGAAGCACCGUAAUAAAGGUCGCGUUAAAAUAUACGGGUGUAUUUUCAUCUGCAUGACCAUCAAGGCUGUACACAUCGAACUAGUCAGCGAUCUGACUACAGAUGCCUUUUUAGCCGCUUUCAGGCGUUUUGUGAGUCGAAGAGCUGUUCCAACUCAUAUUUAUUCGGAUAACGGAACAAACUUUGUCGGGGCUAAUAACCAGUUAAGGGAAUUAUACGCCUUGAUUGAGUCGAAAGAAUAUAAAACAAAGGUCCAUAAUUUCGCAGUAGAUCAUAGAAUAUCAUGGCAUUUUAAUCCUCCUUUAUCACCUCAUUUCGGAGAUCCGAAUGACGUGACAGCUCUAACACCUGUACAUUUUUUAGUUGAAAGACCUAUUACGACAUUGCCAGAGGAAGAUUAUGCUAAGACACCAGCUAAUCGAUUGUCUUCGUGGAAACACAUCACGAAGUCGGUUGUUACGUUUAAGUGUGGUUACGUGAGAUUAACUGACUUGGGUGUUGGGAGUACCGGUAAUCAUAAAGAUUUGGGGCACUGGAAUGAGCCAAUGGGAAGUCAGGAGUGCGACAGCUGGGGGUAG
This is a messenger RNA of Polistes dominula (European paper wasp), 1794 nucleotides long. RefSeq lists its product as uncharacterized. The record is from RefSeq and is a predicted model, not a curated record. NCBI's taxonomy places the organism in Eukaryota, Metazoa, Arthropoda, Insecta, Hymenoptera, Vespidae. Gene Ontology annotation, molecular function: nucleic acid binding.